Bipolaris victoriae FI3 is the source of this 453-nucleotide messenger RNA. RefSeq lists its product as hypothetical. The transcript has 2 exons. The record is from RefSeq and is a predicted model, not a curated record. Lineage: Eukaryota; Fungi; Ascomycota; Dothideomycetes; Pleosporales; Pleosporaceae. The coding region runs from base 1 to 453 and encodes 150 amino acids.
AUGGUGCGCGUUGCUACUAUUCUAGGUACAUUUUUGGCAACUGCUACAUCAAGGCUUGUUGAAACGAUAUCCACGACUCAGCUGCUCAGCCGUGAUGAUGGGCUUGAGCAGUAUUGUCAUAAUCAUCUCCUCAAUGGCGUUCAGUUGAAGAAUGGAGAGGAGUUGGUUGUAACUAUGAGACUCGAAGAUGGUCUGGGUUGUCGUAUUGAUUGGAUCUACAAGAUGCGUUGGGAAGAUAAUGUGGGGGCUGGCCCAGUUGACAUCAGUCAUGAUAAGUGCGUCGAGGAGUUUGAAAAGUUUCUGAGUAACACCAAAUGCCCAGAUAGUCAAAUAAAGAUCAUAAUGCCUGGAAAACAUAGUGUCGGUAUUGAAAACAAGUCCGGUGCUACACUGUGGGUUGAAACAAGGCAGAGGAAGUACGAUAAGAAUCCAAUCCAAUGCAAUUACGACUAG